This is a messenger RNA of Aspergillus uvarum CBS 121591, 2109 nucleotides long. Its product is annotated as BUD22-domain-containing protein. The transcript has 4 exons. Gene Ontology annotation, molecular function: NADH dehydrogenase (ubiquinone) activity. Bases 1 to 2109 code for a protein of 702 amino acids. The record is from RefSeq and is a predicted model, not a curated record. NCBI's taxonomy places the organism in Eukaryota, Fungi, Ascomycota, Eurotiomycetes, Eurotiales, Aspergillaceae.
AUGCGCCACGCCCAGCGCUCUCCUGAGGGAGCUCUGCGUGCCCCCGUCGUCAACCCGGCCGACAAGCACCACGACAAGGCGGAGGGCCUGCACAAGUACGGGCAGUACAUCAUGUCGUGCCUGCCCAAGCACGUGCAGCAGUUCUCGGUGUGGAAGGACGAGCUGUGCAUCUACGUGCCGCCCUCGGGCCUGAUCCCGACGAUGACCUUCCUGAAAUACCACACGGCGGCCGAGUACACCCAGAUCUCCGACAUCACUGGCGUCGACUUCCCGACCCGCGACCAGCGCUUCGAGGUCGUCUACAACAUGCUCAGCGUCCGCUACAACUCGCGCAUCCGCGUCAAGACCUACGCCGACGAGGCCAGCCCCGUGCCCAGCGUGACGGGCCUGUUCGAGGGCGCCCUCUGGUACGAGCGCGAGGUGUACGACAUGUUCGGCGUCUUCUUCACCGGCCACCCGGAUCUCCGCCGCAUCAUGACCGACUACGGCUUCGACGGCCACCCGCUGCGCAAGGACUUCCCUUUGACCGGCUACACGGAGCUGCGGUGGGACGAGGAGAAGAAGCGGAUCGUCAUCGAGCCGCUCGAGUUGACACAGGCUUUCCGGAACUUUGAGGGCGGCACCACCGCCUGGGAGCCUGUUGGUCCGGGUACUAACCGGACUCCUGAGUCGGUAAAAAUGCCGAAACGCAAACUCUCCGAUUUGACGGACAAUGGUCCCCAAAAGCUCACCACCGAUAAAUCUGACCCCCGCUCCCUGCACAUCCAGACCGUCCGGCUCAAGCAGAAAUUCUCCCAGGGGGUCGAGUCGCUGGCCAAGGCGCUGAAGCUGGCGCGCGGGUUCGAGCGCCAGAAGUGGAAGCGCCGGGAGAAGAAGGUCAAGGAUGAGGGGAAGGAGGGGGCGGUGGAGAGGAUGGCUGAGGAGGCCGGGAUUUUGAGGGACUUGGACCCGAUCAAAACCGCACAGAAAUACCUCUACAAGCAACUCCUCAAAACGAAACGGAUCGCCGAGUCGCCUACUUUCAAGGAGUUCCAGGAACAUAUGGGCAGCAAGUUGUCGGCGGAGGGGCCGAAGAGUAAUUUCGAGGCGAAUGUCACGGCCCGCCUGUACAAGUCGACGCCGGUCAAGAAUGUGUUCCCGGGGAUUAUGGACGGGAUCCGGUCGUUGUUGAAGAUUGAUGACACGAAGCCUGCGCCGUCGAAGGCGACGGCUGAGAAGAAGACCAAGAAGGAUGAGAAGCCGAAGAAAAAGAUUGCGGCGGAGGAGGUUUCGGAUAGCGAGUCGGAGAAGGGCCGGUCACGACUGCAGCGCGCGAGUGGGGAGGGCGACGGAGAUGUUAGUAUGGACGAUUCGGAGAGCAUUGACUACGCGAUGUACGAUGGGUUACUCGCGUCGGGCUCUGAAAACGAAGACGAGGACGACGCGGACGAUAUCCGGCGGCAGAUGCUUGGCGACGGCGAUGACGGCGAUGACGACGAUGAAGAUGAUGAGGAGGACGAGGAUGACAUUGAUACUCGCAUGUUACAGCGACGAGCCCCCUCUGAUAUGUCAAUCUCGCGCUCUCCCUCCCCGGAGGUAGACGAGGAAGAAGAAUCCGAUUCGCCCCCCUCGAAGAAGGCCAAGCCAGCCCAGAAAGGCAGCGCAAAACCCGCAACCAGCACUACCUUCUUGCCCUCUCUCAUGAUGGGCGGAUACUGGUCAGGGUCGGAGUCUGAAGCCGAGGAUGUCGACAAAGAAGCCGCUGAACCACCACGACGCAAGAAUCGAAUGGGUCAACAGGCGCGUCGGGCGCUGUGGGAGAAGAAGUACGGUGCGGGAGCAAACCAUGUCAAACAACAACAACAGAAAGGCAGGAAAGGGAGGGAUGGUGGCUGGGAUCCGCGAAAGGGAGCGACAGACGGCAAUUCUAUUCCCAUGGGCAGAAGGAGGUUUGAUCAUGGUGCAGGUUCCGCACCAGGCCGGCCGCAGCACGAUGGUGGUCGAGCUCAACGAGGACCCCCGAAGCCACAGGAUGAUAAACCCUUGCAUCCAUCCUGGGAGGCAGCAAAGAAGGCCAAGGAGCAGAAUGCUACGGCUUCAUUUGCGGGUAAGAAGGUCGUGUUCGAUUAG